UCUGCUUGGGACUCUGAGAAGUGUUCAGGAGUUCAGCUGCACCUCCAACAUGUCCUUCAUCAAAACAGAUGAAAAUUCUGACUUCUCCUACUACAAUCUGCCUUAUGGAGUUUUCUCCACCAGGAACAACGCUCGGAGGAGGAUCGGUGUGGCCAUCGGGGACCAGAUUCUGGACCUGAGCGUCAUCAAACAUCUCUUCACUGGUCCACAUCUGUCUCAGCAUCAGCAUGUAUUUGAUGAGUCCACUCUGAAUAGGUUCAUGGCUCUGGGAUCUGGUGCGUGGAGGGAGACCCGGACGUUCCUGCAGAAGCUUCUGCACGCAGAUGAACCAACACUGAGAGACGACCAUGAACUUAGGAGCAGAGCGUUUGUAGAUCAGAGUUCGUCAGUGAUGCAUCUCCCAGCUGAGAUCGGUGACUACACCGACUUCUACUCCUCCAGAGACCACGCCACCAACGUCGGCAUCAUGUUCCGGGGCAAAGAAAACGCGCUGAUGCCCAACUGGCUGAGGCUCCCGGUUGGGUAUCACGGUCGAGCUUCAUCUAUCGUUGUCUCAGGAACUCCAAUCAGAAGACCUCAAGGCCAGAUGAGGCCAGAUCCAACUCAGCCGCCGGUGUUCGGAGCGUCCAAGCAGCUGGACAUCGAGCUGGAGAUGGCGUUCUUCGUGGGUCCCGGGAACACGCUGGGAGAGCCGAUCUCCAUCGAGAGAGCUCACGAGCACAUCUUCGGCAUGGUGCUGAUGAACGACUGGAGCGCGCGGGACAUCCAGGCCUGGGAGUACGUGCCCCUGGGUCCGUUCCUCGGGAAGAAUUUCGGCACCACCGUCUCACCCUGGGUCGUUCCCAUGGACGCCCUGAUGCCCUUUGUGGAGCCCAACACAGUUCAGGAUCCUGAACCGCUGCCGUACCUUCAGCACAGCGAUCCAUUCACCUUCAACAUCAACCUCUUCGUCUCCAUCAAAGGUGAAAACAUGAGUGAAGCAGCAAACAUCUGCAAAUCCAACUUCAAGUUCAUGUACUGGACCAUGAAGCAGCAGUUGACUCACCACACAGUGAACGGUUGUAACCUGAGAGCCGGAGACCUGCUGGCAUCAGGAACCAUCAGUGGGCCGGAACCGGAGAGUUUCGGGUCCAUGUUGGAGCUCUCGUGGAGGGGGUCGAAGGUCAUCGAUCUGGGCGGAGGAGAGACCAGGACGUUCCUGAAGGACGGAGACGAGGUCACGCUCUCAGGUUACUGCCAGGGUCGGGGGUACCGGGUUGGAUUCGGGCUGUGCCAGGGGAGGAUCGUACCCGCCCUGCAGCACUGACGUUCCUCACGGUCUCCUGCACUUCAUCCACCCUUCUGACGUCCAUCCGUCCAUCUCAGGACCGGCUCGGUGCUUCACUUAUCCAUCAUGAUGUGUUAGGUCUCGUUCUGAGUACUGACCCUUAUCAGCAGGACUGUUCAUCAGCUCCUGGACACCUGACGUCCCAGCGUGAGGUGUAAUGAGCCGAGACGGUGUUACGUUAGCUUCUGACAGUCUGAUAAUAAACGUUUGUGAUGUCUGAGA
Messenger RNA from Trichomycterus rosablanca, 1549 nucleotides. RefSeq names its product fumarylacetoacetate hydrolase (fumarylacetoacetase) (gene fah). NCBI's taxonomy places the organism in Eukaryota, Metazoa, Chordata, Actinopteri, Siluriformes, Trichomycteridae. Gene Ontology annotation, molecular function: fumarylacetoacetase activity. The record is from RefSeq and is a predicted model, not a curated record. The transcript is spliced from 14 exons. Bases 50 to 1306 code for a protein of 418 amino acids. Gene Ontology annotation, biological process: homogentisate catabolic process; L-tyrosine catabolic process; L-phenylalanine catabolic process.